AUGGAAUAUACUGCAUUCACUGAUACAGCAUCUGUUUGUGAUUUAAAUACUACAAUUAAUUUAAUAGAACACAAUCAACCUGAUCGAAGUGCUAUUAAUUAUUUAUGUCGUUUAUGUAAAAAUAGAUUAUUUCGAAAACAACAAACUGAUCAUAUUACACCAGUUGAAUGUCUUGGUCAUCGAUGUGAAUCCUUAGAAAAUGAUAUUAUUCAACUGAAAGAUCAUGAUAUCAAAUCACGUUUACAAAUGAAAGAACUUGAAAAUAAAAUAAGUGCAUUAGAAGAUGUUAUCAAAGGAUUAACAACACCAAAAGACGAACAAGCUGCUCCAUUUAAUUUUGGUCCUGGACCUCGACGUCGUCAUUAUCUCAGAAGAUCUACUACAGAAGAAGUACCAGUUCAGAAAGGAAAUAUCACCUAUGAUAAUAUUAUACGUAGACCAAGAUCAAUUAGUCGAGAACGUGUCGGACUCUUCGGAAGUCUUGGUGCAGCAUCACAAUAUUAA
Messenger RNA from Adineta steineri, 504 nucleotides. The record is from the annotation of a GenBank genome assembly. NCBI's taxonomy places the organism in Eukaryota, Metazoa, Rotifera, Eurotatoria, Adinetida, Adinetidae.